GCGCUGCUAGAUGUUUUGCAUUUUAGCCGCACCCCGCACUGUACAGCGUCGUCUCUCGCUCGUCAAACUCUGUCUUCUUCCUCCGCCCUUUCCCCUUUUUUGAGCUUCGACCAGGUCUGGGGUGGGGCUUUAAAAAAAGAGAGUGCGCGGGGGAUGGGAAAGGACCCGGGAGAAGCUUUCCAAAGGAAACGCCACGCGACUCUUGGCUGGCGAUAGAAAAAGGAAGGAGCGGGCGUGGCGCGUGGCUGCGCUCGAGACAGGCAGGUGGCGCCGGGAGUCCUGCUGCAAAACGGGAUUGCACCAGCGCGAUCGCGAGCCUGCCCAAGCCUGGCGGCGGGAGCUGUUCUGUACACCCGCGCAAACAGACGCCCGCGGUGCCCAGCUCAUGUGCUGACACUGCAGUCCUGUGCAUGUCUACUCUCAGAAGUAAGUCUCGUUGAGUUCACUGGGACAUGCUCCAAACUGUCCUGGAAGUGCAUUCUAAAGAUAUAAACAGAAGAGGGAUUUCUAUUCCGAGGAGAAAAAAAUAAAAAAUAUGAACUUUGGAACAUUAUAUUGUCUGGGACUAUUCUCUUUUUGGUCUAUUUUAUUUUGACGAAUCUGCUUCUUCACGACGCCACUAACUGUUUUGAUGCUGGGAACUAAAUUUGUUUUGUAUUCUUGAACAUAGAGAGAUAAGGCAGGCUGCUCUGUUUAUACUGUGAUGUCAUCAAGCCUGGAAUAUUAACCCAAUUGUUGCUGAAAUAAGAAGUGGUUCUUCUUUAUUUUUGUUUUGUUUUAUUUUGUUUUCGUGGUUUUAAAAAUGGCAAUCAAGAAAGUGGCUGAGAAUCUGGAAGUAAUUAUGUUUCAGAAAAUAAUGGAUGAGAUUGAGAUAACGAAACAAACCCUGCGACAGGGCAGUAAGGAGCUGAAAAUUGAACUGAGCAAAAUGACGCAGGAGCUUAAAGAAAUAGGGGAUCCUGUGAGAGAGGAGAAUGAGAUCAGAGAUGAGAAAAGAAAAAAUAAAGGGAAGAUACAAGCCCUGGAGAUUGGAACAAAUGUGGAAUUGGAAAAAGAUCUGGAGUUUAUGGAUAUUAGAAAUAAAAUCUACUGUUUGGAAUUUAACGUUAUCUCUGAAGAAAUUAAUGAAGAUAUUAGAGAUAAAGUUAUCAAUGGCUUGGAUAAUCUUCUGGACUGGAAUGACGUGAUGGAGCUUGAUAUAGAGAAAAUCUAUGGAAUUAACUGCAGCCAUGUGACAAUGGAAAAACUCUCAAGAGAUGAGCCAGUGCAUUUUGUAAAAAAGAAGAACAGAGAUAUGACUUUACAACAAUAUUUCAGCAACUUAUUCAGAAUCGAUGGCAAGAAAAUAUUUGGGAUAGAGGAAAUUCCCAUCAGACUCUUAUUAUAUGACUAUGGCUAUGACAGCAAGACUAUUAUGGAAUACUGAUAAUGGAAGAUUGGACACUGAAAUUACUGGACUUAACAGGACUAUUGAAGAUGGAAGAUGGAAUUAAUAUGGAUAAUGGAAUAAUGGCUAUUGAAAUUAUUGGACCUAACAGAUUUUGAUGAGAUGGAUUAAUCGAUAUGUUUAUUUGGACUAUGGUUAUGACAAUAAGAUUAUUAUUAUUAACGAGAUGGAUUAAUCGACAUGUUUAUUUGGAGAAAAAUUGAUAGAUAUAUUUCUUAAAGAAUUGAAACCUCUCUUUGACUUUUUGUGGAAAGAAUAAAGUAAUGUUUAUGAGAUUUGAUGAUUAAUUAAGAUAACUACUGGAGGAAAGUGAUUUUAU
Rhineura floridana is the source of this 1766-nucleotide messenger RNA. RefSeq lists its product as uncharacterized. The transcript has 2 exons. Lineage: Eukaryota; Metazoa; Chordata; Lepidosauria; Squamata; Rhineuridae. The record is from RefSeq and is a predicted model, not a curated record. Bases 803 to 1426 code for a protein of 207 amino acids.